ACUCGUGGGCUUGCUUUGCUAGAGUUCUAGAAGAAAUGGUUGGUGGUUUCUGUCCUGUGCACCGUAAAUGGUAUUUAAUUGAAUUCAAUUGCUAUAAUAUCGUGAUACGUUUAUUAAAAACGCGUUGCAUCUGUGAGUGGUUAUUUCACAUACGUGCUGUGAUUACAUCAUCAAAACUUCUUCAAAAUACAAUUCAGAGCGUCUUAAAUUCUAACCCUCACCUAUUAGUCUUGGAUGAAAACUAAAGAAUAAAUAAUAAAUAAAAAUUCAUCACUUAGUUGACAACACAAAGUACGGAUGCCCUGAGUUUAUCCCUACAAUAUGGUUAACGCAGUUGACACAAGUUUGUGAAGUACCAAUAAAGAUCUGUGACAAUAUUCUUCGGGAAAAACAAUUGAAAAAUGCCCUCAACUUGCGGAGAUGUUAUUGAAGUUCCUAGUAUGGUUGGGCAAUCCAGCGUUGUUGAUGCUAUCUCCAGCACAGACAGCGUUGGUACACAUAGCGACGUAUCUGGGCAUACAACAAUAUGUGGGAGACCUAGAAUGGAUGUCGCUUGUGUUUUGGAUUUACAGCAGCCACAGCACCUUCCUCAACGUAAAAAAGCACUCGAAGAAGUUAGACAAGCGUGUAAUCUGGUCAAUGCGAACAUGCACCAUAUACAGUUUGAAAAACUCGAUUUUGGGGAAGCCAACGUAUUGGAUACAUUUUAUAAUGCAGAUGUUGCAGUAGUGGACCUAAGUAUUCAGCUGCAACAAUCAGCUUUGUUUUAUCACUUAGGUGUGAGAGAAAGUUUCGGGAUGAAAGAAAACAUUUUGUUGCACAAUGAUAUGGACACAGAAGCAACAAUCAGACUGAAGUUGUCAUGUGGUAGUUACACAUUUGUAACAUAUCGAGUUGUGGAAUGCGGCUCAUGCGUAGCUACUAGCCCAGCCGCCAGCAGGUUAACUGGAGAAGAAGUGAUAGAUCCAAAGCAACAUUUAACACUUAAACUCAAAAAGCUCUUCCAGGAUGUCGAAGUCCAAUCCAAAGCCCACAUGAAGGAAAAGUUCCUGGCAGAUUUGCGCAAGGCACGUGAAACAUAUUCAGGCGCUGAACUAUCCAGGGUAUUAAAUAAUAUGAGAAAACGAUUAGAUGACCCAAAUGUUUUGUCGGGUGAAGUUGUGCUGAAUGUUCUAAUAUCCUAUAGAGAAAUACAGGAUUAUGACGCUAUGGUGCAACUUGUGGAUGAUUUACGAACAGUACCAAAUCACAAAAAUUCUAUCAAUACACCAGCUAUCCGCUAUCUAUAUGCAUUCGCGCUCAAUCGAAGAAACAAAGAAGGGGACAGGGAGAAAGCUUUAAAAGUCAUCGAAAAAGCAUUGGAAAAGAAAGAAAAUCAUGUGCCUGACAUGGUGUGUUUAUGUGGACGAAUUUACAAGGACAAAUUUGUUGAAAGUAGACACAUGGACCAGGAGAGUUUGAAGAAUGCUAUUCGCUGGUACAGAAAAGGGUUUGAGGUACAACCAAACGAAUAUGCUGGUAUCAAUCUUGCAACACUUUUGGUAAUAGCCGGGAAUGAGUUUUCCAAAAGCGAGGAACUGCAACACAUUGGAAUGGUAUUGAAUAACUUGAUUGGUAAAAAAGGAAGUUUAUCCAGCCUAAAAGAUUACUGGGACGUUGCUACUUUUUUUGAAAUCAGUGUCCUGGCCGAGGAUUAUUCCAAGGCUAUUCAAGCAGCUGAAUGUAUGUUCAAAUUGAAACCACCUAACUGGUAUCUAAAAUCAACGAUAGGAAAUAUAUCGCUUAUCGACAGAUUCCGAAAGAAGAAUUUGGAAGUUGAGGCUUCGCCAGAAGAACAAGUUUUUGGUUUCUGGAUCGAUUACUUUGUGGAAGCUACUAAAUCCGAAGUUGGCGAUAGUAUACGUUUUCCACUGCUUGUAUUGGAGCCAACAAAAAUUCUAAUGCCAAGCUAUGUAAAUGUCAACCUUGGGGCUGAGGAAAAAUCAAUACAGAUUUGGAACUUAUGUUUGGACAGCCUAAAGGACAACUGUAAACAAGUUCAUGACUGGCUCUUUACUGCAAAUAUGAUUCGCAGUGUCAGUCUGUACAAAAGAGAUGAACGCUGUCUAUUCUUAUACGUACACCAAAACUCUGACGAUUUUCAAAUGUAUUUACCUUCCGUUCAGUGCAGACAGCGAUUUUAUGAUCUAAUUCUAGAAAUGACAAGAGAUCAAGAGGGUAUGGUCGCAGAUUUAGAUGCAUACUUAACUGACGACCAAAUGAAGUUUGAAUAUGAACUGGAUGAUCAAAACAAACGUACUAUCCUUGGAAAAGGUACAUACGGUGUUGUAUAUGCAGCUCGUGAUUUAAACACACAAGUCAGAAUAGCGGUAAAAGAAAUUCCAGAAAGAAAUCUUGGUGAUGUACAACCCUUACACGAAGAAAUCAAAUUGCAUAGUCAACUAAGGCAUAGAAACAUUGUUCAGUACCUAGGAUCUGUCAGCGAAGAUGGGUUUUUCAAAAUUUUUAUGGAACAAGUCCCUGGAGGUAGCUUAUCAGCAUUGCUCAGAUCCAAAUGGGGUCCCCUGAAAGAGAACGAAUCAACUAUAUCAUUCUACACAAAACAAAUUUUGGAAGGGCUCAAAUACUUGCAUGAUCAGAAAAUUGUUCAUCGAGAUAUCAAAGGCGACAAUGUUUUGGUCAAUACAUAUAGUGGUGUGGUAAAAAUUUCUGAUUUUGGUACAUCUAAGCGACUGGCAGGGCUUUGCCCGAGCACCGAAACAUUCACAGGGACCUUACAAUACAUGGCACCAGAAGUCAUAGACAAAGGACAGCGUGGCUACGGUGCUCCGGCUGACAUUUGGUCCCUUGGUUGUACAAUAGUAGAAAUGGCAACUGGCAAACCACCGUUUAUUGAGCUGGGUUCACCACAAGCUGCUGUAUUUAAGGUGGGAUUUUAUAAAAUACAUCCUGAAAUACCAUCAGAAUUAUCGGAGCGAGCUAAAAGCUUUAUAUUACGGUGUUUUGAACCAAAUCCGGACAUCCGAGCAACAGCUGCUAAACUUCUCGAUGAUCCUUUUUUGACUGAAAAAAAGAAAAGUACGCGAUUACCAGCACCCCCAGAUUUCAGCCGAAGUAUAUCUGUACCAGCAGAGAGGCUUGAACGAUUGGGGAAAUUUGACAAAACAAAUAAUAACCACAUUGUCACUACGCCACCAAUCCAGUCUUCUCAUUCUGAUGAUACCGGAGGGUUAACUAAAUCAAGCCCUUUGAGGGAGCGCAGUCCGGCCCAUCUUCUCUCUCCUAUCAGCAUGCCAACUGCUCUUUCUUUCAACAGUACAAUCGGAAGCACUCCAUCAAUAGAAGCUAGCGAAUCUGACACCACAGGACCUACUAUGACCAGAAGAAGUUCCUCAGGUGGGCUACUGUCACCUGAAGUAGAGCUAACUGGUCAGCCUGGGCAUAAAGUAGGCGAAGAACAGGAAGGCUUUUAUUUAUUGAAAAAAGAUAGUCAGCGCCGUAUGACUUUAACUAGGGUUUUGAGUCAAGAUGAAGCAAAAAUAUGUCAAGUUUGGAUAAGCAGUAUAUAUCAAGACGUUGGUCAGACCGUUUUGCAUAUGAAUCAUUUAGAACUACUGAUGCGCGGUCUCAGAGAUUAUAUCUCUGAACCAAAUCAAAGCGUCCUCACUUCAGCGAUUCGGACAUUGAAAGAAGAUUUAGACUUUGAUUCAACUGCCAUCAAUCAACUCCAUUUGGCUCUUUACCUGUUUCAAACUGCUGUUAACGAGGUUCUCAGACUCCACAGCAUUAAACCACAUUGGAUGUUUGCUCUAGAUAAUCUAGUCAGGAACGCUGUUCAGGCUGCUAUUACUGUUCUAUCUCCUGAACUUGGUGCAAAUUUGCUGGGUCACGAGCGAGGUCAAUCAGGUGUCGAUGGUCCGGAAGAAGGUUCGACAUCAGGUGUAUCGACAGUUAAUUCUGUUAAAUCACAUAAAACUCACGACUCCCUCGACAAUAAAUAUUGGCGAGAAUAUCAGGAUCAGAUGGGAGCUCUAAAGACUGAAAACAUGAAACUAAUGCAGGAGCUACUGGAUAGCCAGAAAGUCUAUCAAACUAUGUUACAGCAGGCAAUCGGAGAUCAAAAAGUACAGUUAGGAGCGUUGUCUCAGUUAUGUGACUCAAUUAGCAGAAGAACUCACAGACAAGAAUCAGGCUACAAUUCAACAACAUCCGGUGGAGAAGCUGUAUCUCCUCAUCCAGCAUUUUUACCGCAGAUCAGCGUUACUGAUCACAAUGUAGAUUCCACUGACACUCGACUAACAGAAUGGUUGCAAGGUCUUGGCGUAGAUGCGUCAUCUGUAGAUAGGUUUCUCUAUGAAGAAUAUACCUUGGAAGAUGUUUUGUUCCACGUUAGCAGAGAAGAUCUCCGCAGGCUAAACUUGAGGGGCGGUAUCGAGCUGAGGAUAUGGAAGGCCGUUCUACAGCAUCGAAAGGAGAAUGAUAUUUGAAAUUGAAGAAGAUAAACAAAUAAUUGAUAGAUCACAAAUCAAUUGGAGAGUUGAUCGACUCAAUAAUGAUGAACGAAUUGAACUUCAAUAGACUGCUGUAAUAGAGAUUACUCUGUACAAUAAUCUGAUAGUGAGUGCCUUAUUGAAACAAUCUUCGUACAUAAUGAGCGAGAGAAAGAUUAAUUAUUACCAUUGUGUGUUUUCAAAUGUCAUAACUUGCAAAAUACAGUAACACAAUACUUCCUAAUGUAAAACCAUUUGUCUUCCAUGCGUAGCUACAGUAAACUUGAUAAAAAUAGAUCUGUAAAUAAGUUUUAUUUCUGUGAAUUUUAAUGUACUAAAAUAUUGACUCAAAUAUGCAAUACAAUUCAUGUACGUAUGAACCAA
Molecule: messenger RNA, 4874 nt
Organism: Athalia rosae (coleseed sawfly)
Lineage: Eukaryota; Metazoa; Arthropoda; Insecta; Hymenoptera; Athaliidae
Gene: Ask1
Product: mitogen-activated protein kinase kinase kinase 15
Exons: 24
Coding region: 402-4487 (1361 amino acids)
Biological process (GO): protein phosphorylation; MAPK cascade
Molecular function (GO): protein binding; ATP binding; protein kinase activity
Source: RefSeq, a predicted model, not a curated record